Molecule: messenger RNA, 641 nt
Organism: Eriocheir sinensis (Chinese mitten crab)
Lineage: Eukaryota; Metazoa; Arthropoda; Malacostraca; Decapoda; Varunidae
Exons: 5
Coding region: 53-577 (174 amino acids)
Source: RefSeq, a predicted model, not a curated record
UGGUUGUUUCUGUAAUCAAUCUUUCAUUCCAGGAGGAGUAUAGACCGCCGAGAUGGUUAAUGUAUUUGCAGCAGUGCUUCUUGCCUUCGUGACCCAGGCUGCAAGCCAGGGGUAUGACACUCAUGUCCCAUACGUGCAAGCUCAGGUUGUUCCUGUCACUGUUACGGAAACUAUUACGGGGACUCAAACUAUUCGAGUUCCAGUAACUUCUGAUGUCUGGGUUAGUGAAAUUGUCACUUCACCAGUCUAUGCCACUCAACUGGUGACUGAGUACUCCUGGGUCCCCGUUGACAGUGUUACUAGAACAACGCUGAUGACUGUCACUACCACGCCGGUGUCCAUGGUCAGUCAAACAAGUUACGUAAACCCCACACGGACGGUUGUCUCCGUUCACACUAUUUUCUCAACUGAAACUGCAAGGAAGGAUCUAUACCACACGGUCACGCAUGUUGCUCUUCAUCACGAGAUAGAAACUGUUCCAGUGUCAUCGGUCCAAACGCUAGUACAGCGUAUCACAACCACUACACUCAGUAUCAGAACUGUGAUUGUCACUUCUACCACAAGAGGAUAUCAUUGAAGAUGGGGUGAAAUAUUCAUAUUAAUGUAAUGAAUUAAGAAGCAAUUAUAUUAUUAAAAAACUG